This is a messenger RNA of Coccidioides posadasii C735 delta SOWgp, 2844 nucleotides long. RefSeq lists its product as uncharacterized. NCBI's taxonomy places the organism in Eukaryota, Fungi, Ascomycota, Eurotiomycetes, Onygenales, Onygenaceae. The record is from RefSeq and is a predicted model, not a curated record.
UAUUGGAUCCAUCUUCUUCUCUGGCUUGAUCUCUCUCUGUGUUGUGCCUUUUUUUUCCCUUUUUUUUUCCCCUUUGUUUAACCCAUCCCUGCCCAACAAGUUGUUCAACCGCUCUCUCCCCCCUUUUCCCCCAUCGACCGCCGUCCCGCAGCGAUGUCCACCUCCACCCUCUCGAAGUUGAUCUUCUGAAUGUGAAAUCCACCAAUUGUCCAACUCUUGACGCUCGUUUGACUGCUUUCUGCUUUUUGCUUUCUGUUAUUUACUCCAUCUCUCGCCUGGCGCUGUUGACUGGCUCGCUCUCUUUCACUUCCCGCCCGAUUCGUCUUCGCUGCUUGAUGAUAUACCCAUUCUACCCUCAAUCUCCCCCCUACCGCUCACACCCAAGAUGAACCCCAAUCAUGAAUUCUCACGCGCCAUCUCAUGGCGCCACCCCUUCCGCCGCUGUGUUGUCGGCUGCCCUGACAAACCUGAUCCUUGCCCUAACUGUCCCGCCGGCCAGGAGUGUGUUAGUCGACCUGCCACCUGCGACUCAUGUAUGGUAAACGUCUGUGUGGAGGCUCUUGAUUCAGAUCCAUCCCCCGAACCCUCCGGACCAAACGUCGGCGCCAUAGCUGGUGGUGUCAUCGGUGGACUCUCCAUCCUCGUCGUGCUUUCGGCCAUUGUAUGGUACUACCUGAAGAAGCGAAAGGCAGACCAGUACGAUGACUGGAGCCCGGAAUUCGCUGAGAAGCAGGCCGCCUUUGCGGCCGAACGGCGAGGGCGAAUGUCGGCCGUUGGAUCCAUUGCGUCCACCGUCCUCACCAGAGCCUCGAACGUCAUCCAGAUCGCCUACAUCCCCGGAGUCACCAAUCGCUCUCCGCCCGAUUCCCCUUCCAUGGUCCCUCCCGUGCCCCCCAUCCCUGCUGUCCAGGGCAACUACGAUCAGCGCUACUUCAUGCCUGGUGAUAUUCGUGACUCUGUGUGGUCAAGUACCUCCGAGGAAACCCGCAGGAGUAUCGCUCCCAGCCUGGCACGCAGCAGCGUCGCCACCACCAUCUACCGCAACAAUGCGAUCGUCAGCCCGAUUCCCGCUCAACAGGCCCUGCGUGCCAAGGCUGCCAUGGUCAGCGUCAAGUCCGGCUCCAGCACACCCGUUCUCUCCUCAAAUCCUUCGCCCACCACUUCAACGCCCGCUGUACCCGCCAUCACCGUCACACAGAUCAACAAGGCCAACGCUGUUGCCGCCAAGCUGGAACAGUCAGAAAAGAUGCCUAUGGGUUCCUCGAUUGUGGCACGGACGGCGGUUGCUCGACCAAUCAACGUCACGAAACCAAAGGGCAAGAAACCCGCAGAAGAUGAAAGCAAAAACUCUCCAGCCACCCCAAUCGACGAAGAUGCCAGUUCACCCCAGGAAAAGGGACAGCCUGGUCUUGUCGAAUUACCGUCAAACGAGAAGGUUGUGCGCCAAGAACGAAGACCUAACGUCCGAGAGUCAGUGCAGUCGACAGCAUUCACAGUAAUCGACGACUCGCCCACUGAGAGACGUGGUCCCUUUACCGACUCUAGCGCUGUCGCCACACCUUCUGCGACAUCCUCCGCCAUCCCCGAAGGGAUCUCCAACCCCUCACGCCAAAGCAUCGAUUCUAAGAGCACGUCGACACACCGCCAUCGAAGCAGCCAAUCUUCCAACCGGAUCUUGGAUGGUCAAGCCCAAAGAUCAAGCGAUUCAUCCGAUCAAACUAAAAAAUCGAGUCCAUUCUCGGAUGAUAAUGAAAUCAAAUAGAGUUUUCGACAACGCGACCUCUUCUUCGUCGUUCGUUAUCUAACUUUUGCUUUUACCUUGUAUAUGUGAUUCUCCAUGACUGCUUGUCGUGGGACGAGACUUAUCUCGUAGAGAGAGCAUGACGAAACUCAGACAUGGAUCCGGAACUUUUUCAUAUGGCGUCGCUUGUGGCAUUGGUGUAUGGCUUAUAAUUCUUGUUGGAGGAUACAUCUCUUUUGUAUUAUUCGGACUUUUCUGUCCCCGUACCUUUUGGUUCAAUACACCCAGUACUUGGUGAUUCUCGCUAGUAUAUUUUUCCUUUCUCAUACCCAAGGCUGCUUCUAUGAGCCGAUGCAGACGGUACACCCUGCAUGUAUUUUCCGUUUUGCGCGCUGCUUCAAAUAAUUUAAAUGAAAACGCUUCUGUACCACUUCUUCCAACAGGAUGCUCUCACCUUUUCGCUUAGUUGCCUGAUGGCCUACGAAGCGGAGCCUACCUUCUCUCCUUGUCUUUGGCCGGUGUCAGGACACUCAUCGAUUUAUUGGGACAGAUAUUUGCAUGAGCCCUAUAGGCGUACAUUGCUUGGGUUGACAACCACAGACGUUCAGGACUAUCCUCCCGGUCAUGCAGACAAGUCCACAGUCAAUGCUGCUUCGAACUUCCCCACAGCUCAAUCCAAGAUCUUGGAAACCUUAAAUACGAGGGGACUUUCAGGCAUCCAUCCAGCAGACUCCCAGUCCAAGAGCGAAGCCAUGGAGCCACAUGACUUCGUGUUCCGCCCGUGUCGCAGGAUAAGAGGAACUAAACCGGAUCCGGUUAUAUGAGAACGCGGUUGACGUGUCAACGGGCCCAGUUCGCUCUGCUUGACCUUGAGAUAGGUCCCGUCUUGCAGCAGAGAGGCGGAGAGAUUUUCCCCCGAUUGGAGGAUGCUUGAGGAAUGAGGAGUAAAACUGAGUCAAUCUGCAGGCAUUUGAAGCUCCGUCGCUGAAUUUUCUGGGAGAAAUGGCUGGCAAAUCUCAGAUAUGGAGCUCGUUGUGGAGCGGAGGCCUCGUUUUUGGAUGCGAGAUCAAUUGAAACUCAACGGGGAUGGUAGGGCCUUGGUG